Messenger RNA from Botrytis fragariae, 159 nucleotides. RefSeq lists its product as uncharacterized. The transcript has a single exon. The record is from RefSeq and is a predicted model, not a curated record. Bases 1 to 159 code for a protein of 52 amino acids. NCBI's taxonomy places the organism in Eukaryota, Fungi, Ascomycota, Leotiomycetes, Helotiales, Sclerotiniaceae.
AUGCAAGAAAACACCGUCAUCGCCAUAAUCAUCAUCAUCCUCUUCCUAAUCCUCGCUCUCAUCGCCUACGGCAUCUACAGACUCGUCCAGCAAGCCCGCGGCGGCUCCUCGACUAUCUCUGGUAGCUCUGGGAGUUCGGGAAGUUUGGCUGACGAUUAG